UUUGACCUAAUCAUUAUUGGGAGGAUCGUAGGCAGAGUGCGGCAAGAUACCACUGUUACAUUUAUAAAAUUGUGUGUACAGCAACCAAUGGACAACUUGACAUUCACAAACAGUAUUCUCCUCGUGGAGGGACUGAAAGUUACACCUCAGUCAUCUCAGCCUGUUUUCAUCCUCCUUCUCUUGGUUUAUAUCUUUACAAUGGUAUCAAACAUUGGACUUAUAUAUCUGAUCUCAACAGAGAAGAAUUUGCAUGACCCAAUGCAUUUUCUGUUCUGUAACUUGCCACUGAAUGAUAUACUAGGGACCACUGUCAUUAUGCCACGCUUGCUGCAGGACAUUUUAAGGGAAACCUCAGAGCGCUAUAUAUCAUAUGCAGAGUGUGUUAUUCAAGCUUAUUUUGUGCAUGUAUUUACAGCAGCAUGCCACUAUGUGCUGAUGAUCAUGGCCUUUGACAGAUAUGUGGCUAUAUGUAAUCCAUUGCGAUACAAUACUAUAAUGACCAAUAAAAUGGUUAUUAAACUAUCAGCAUUUGCUUGGGGCCUGGCCAUACUUUUAGUGACAAUUAUGAUAGGACUUACUUUGCGUCUGUCUCACUGUAGGUAUAAAAUUGAAAACCCUUUCUGUGACAAUGCCUCACUAUUUAAACUGUCAUGUGAAAAUGUAAGUAUUAAUAAUGUUUUUGGAGUUGUUUAUACCAUAAUUGUAGCCUGCCUGUCAGCAGUUUCUAUAUUUAUAACAUAUGUCAAAAUUGCUACUCUAUGUAUAAGAAGCAAAAACAAAGCACUCAAUAGCAAAGCCAUAAAAACCUGCAGCACUCAUUUAACUGUUUAUUUAAUCAUGCUUGUUUCUGGAGUCACUUUUAUUUUACUUCAUCGUUUUCCUGAAUACUCUGAUAGCAGGAAACUAGCAAGCAUAAUGUUUCACAUUGUACCACCAGGAUUAAAUCCCUUAGUAUAUGGUUUACAAACCAAAGAGAUAAGACAAAAGAUUGUAAAAAACUGGUGGAGAAAAAAGUGAAUUCUUCAAUGGAUUAUAUAUAUUCAUAACAUAGUUAAUAUUAUUUUAAAGGAUUUUUUGUAUGUGAAAUUAAUAUUUUAAUAAUAUUUAACUAAUAAUAACUGUAACACUGCAAACACUGUAACUUUGUUCUGUACUCAAAUCCUUUUCAGUAUUUAUCAGGUGUUUGUAUGAGAAUUGUUGACUUAAAAUGUAAACUAAUUUAAAUUAAGUUGU
Molecule: messenger RNA, 1233 nt
Organism: Rhinichthys klamathensis goyatoka
Lineage: Eukaryota; Metazoa; Chordata; Actinopteri; Cypriniformes; Leuciscidae
Product: olfactory receptor 146-like
Exons: 2
Coding region: 88-1017 (309 amino acids)
Biological process (GO): G protein-coupled receptor signaling pathway
Cellular component (GO): membrane
Molecular function (GO): olfactory receptor activity; G protein-coupled receptor activity
Source: RefSeq, a predicted model, not a curated record